AUGGCGACGACAGUGGACUCGGUGGUCGGUAGUUGUCGAAAGGUGGUUGGUAGUCGUCGAAAGGUGGUUGGGGUGUUAUGGAGAUUGAAGAACUUUGUCUUAAACCUUCCAACAGAGAAAAAUUGGGAUGGUUCUUACCUCUAUCAAUACCAAGGGUUUUGGUGUCCAUCUAGGCACAUUCAUGGCACGAUCUCUUUUCAGAGGCGCUUCCAAGCACAAGAUACAGACAUAAUAUUAACGUCCUUUCCCAAAUCUGGCACCACUUGGCUAAAGGCCCUCACCUUUACAAUCGUCAAUCGAUUUCGCUAUGAAUUAAAAGAUAGUCCUUUGCUGACUACAUCCCCUCAUGAUCUGUUACCUGUAAAUCAGAUUCAGCAUUCAACGCACAAUCAAACCCCUACUCUUGAGGAAUUUCCUACGCCAAGGAUUUUCGCAACUCAUAUCCCAUAUGCUUCACUUCCGGUUUCCAUUGUUAAUUCUAAUUGUCGUAUUGUUUAUGUAUGUAGGAAUCCCUUGGACCAGUUCAUCUCCAAUUGGCAUUUCCUACUCGAACUUCGAGAGCAAACCAAGGAGCCGAUUUCAUUAGACGAAGCUUUCGAGAUGAUAUGUAAUGGAAUCCAAGCUUUUGGCCCCAUUUGGGAUCAUGUGUUGGGGUAUUGGAAGGCCAGCGCAGAGAAACCACAUAAAAUAUUGUUCUUGAAAUAUGAAGAUCUGAAAGUUGGCAUCAACUUUUAUGUUAAGAAACUAGCAGAUUUCUUAGGAUGUCCUUUCUCUAAAGAAGAAGAAAGUCGAAAUGUGAUUGAAGAAAUAUCAAAAUUCUGCAGUUUCGAUAACAUGAAAAAAUUAGAAGUGAAUAAAAAUGGUAGACUCAAUGACGGGAUUAAAACUAAAGUCUUCUUUAGGAAAGGGUUGGUGGGAGAUCAUACAAAUUAUUUAAACUCCUCAAUGUCAGAGCGCCUGGACAAGAUACUAGAAGAGAAAUUGGGUGGAUCUGGUUUCACAUUCAAAAAACCAUAGAUGUUGUAAAAGGAUAUAUAGUAUUGUUUAGUGAUGUUUGAUUAUCAAUCUUCUUUAUGUAUUUGCAUGAUCGAAGUAGUUUAUUUAUAAAUUUUCCUUCAGUUAAUCCCAUAUCCCAGAAUCCAAACAAUCUCACAUGUUGUCUUUGCCAUGGCUUUGUAUUCUGCCUCUGCUGAAGAAAGGGAUACAGUUGAUUGUUUCUUUUUUUUUUUUUCCAA
This is a messenger RNA of Pistacia vera, 1235 nucleotides long. Its product is annotated as cytosolic sulfotransferase 15-like. Gene Ontology annotation, cellular component: cytoplasm. The transcript has 2 exons. The record is from RefSeq and is a predicted model, not a curated record. Gene Ontology annotation, molecular function: sulfotransferase activity. NCBI's taxonomy places the organism in Eukaryota, Viridiplantae, Streptophyta, Magnoliopsida, Sapindales, Anacardiaceae. Gene Ontology annotation, biological process: sulfation. Bases 1 to 1017 code for a protein of 338 amino acids.